Molecule: messenger RNA, 6485 nt
Organism: Choloepus didactylus (southern two-toed sloth)
Lineage: Eukaryota; Metazoa; Chordata; Mammalia; Pilosa; Megalonychidae
Gene: COL24A1
Product: collagen type XXIV alpha 1 chain
Molecular function (GO): extracellular matrix structural constituent
Source: RefSeq, a predicted model, not a curated record
GAAGCCGCGCUGCCGGGCUUCCCCAGCUGCCGGGGAUGCAGCUCCGCGCGCACCUGCUCCCGGAUGAUUCAGUGAAGAGGAAAGCUUGGAACCACUGCGAGCCACAGUGGCCCGAGAGACAGCGGUCGGAGAAGAGGAAAUUACUCCUUCAUUUUAUUGUGCUAUGUGUGUCUGGGGGUGCUGUACAUGCCCAAGGACAAGGCAUAGAUAUUCUUCAUCAACUAGGUCUUGGAGGCAAAGAUGUAAGACACUCAUCAGUGACUGCUGUACCAUCAUCAUCUACACCAUUACCUCAGGGGGUCCAUUUAACAGAAUCAGGUGUCAUUUUAACAAAUGAUGCUUAUAUUGAGUCACCUCUUGUGAAAAUUUUACCAGUCAACUUAGGACAGCCAUUCACAAUAUUAAUUGGGUUACAGUCACAUAGAGUAAACAAUGCAUUUCUCUUCACCAUUAGAAAUAAAAAUAGACUGCAACUAGGAGUACAACUAUUACCUAAAAAAUUAGUAGUAUACAUCGGAGAAAAGCAGUCUGUAUUUUUCAACUACAGUGUUCAUGAUGAGCAAUGGCAUUCAUUUGCCAUUAAUAUUAGAAACAAAGUUGUCUCAAUGUUUGUUGAGUGUGGGAAGAAUUAUUUUAACAGAGAGACACUUUCGGAAGUUCAGACCUUUGAUUCUAACAGUGUGUUUACCUUAGGAAGUAUGAAUAAUAACUCUGUCCAUUUUGAAGGAAUAGUAUGUCAGCUGGAUAUUAUUCCUUCUGCAGAAGCAUCUGCAAACUAUUGCAGAUAUGUGAAACAACAGUGUCGCCAAACAGACACAUACCGACCUGAGACAAGCCUUCCUCACACAGCUAUCGUACCAACUAAGAUACCAGAAAACUCUCUUUCCCCCAAACAAUUUGGUGAAAAAGUACUGUUGGAGUAUACAUUUACUGAAGGCAAAAGUAUUCCAAAUAUCAUAAAUAAUGAUUCUGCAACAGUGUAUAAACAAGAAGAACACCAAAUACCAAGACUUCAGUUAACUUCUCUUCCUUCAGGGAAUGUCUCUGCUGUGGAUCUUGUGACCCAUGGGAUUCAGGCCAAAGAAAAGAUCAUGGAGGAAUAUACUCAGACAAAUUUAAGCCUGUCAAUGACCCAUCAGAGCCUCAGUAAGGCAAGAGUGCAAACCAAGGAGAAAUUUAGUUCUCUCCUAAAUGUGUCCGGCAAUAUCACACAACAUGGCCAUAGAGUAACUGGUCUCUCACCGAUUAAGAUGUCAUCUCUUCUCCAACAUAGAAAACACGAUUCAGUUAAUAAUCUCAAGAAGGCUAUUAAAGCAAAUCUACACACUAAUGAACUAAUGGAAAUGCAACAGAUUUUAAACACAACUUUAUAUAGAGUGACAGAUGAGCCAUCUGUGGAUAAUCACCUUGAUCUAAGGAAGGAAGGGGAAUUUGAUCCUGCUGCUACUUACAUCAUCGAAAAUAGUUAUGAAACUGAGCUUUAUGAUUAUUAUUAUGAUGAUGAUCUUAAUACAAUGCUUGAAAUGGAGAAUCUAAGAGGGCCAAAAGGGGAUACUGGACCUCCCGGUCCUCCUGGUCCAGCAGGCAUCCCAGGUCCAUCAGGCAAGAGAGGUCCACGGGGCACACCAGGACCACAUGGAAAGCCUGGGUUACCUGGAUUACCAGGUCCAAAGGGCUCCAAAGGAGAUCCAGGAUUUUCCCCAGGUCAAGCUGUUUCUGGAAAAAAGGGCGACCAAGGGUUGUCUGGAUUAAGGGGGCCUCCUGGUAUGCAAGGUAAUAAGGGUCUCAAAGGGUAUCCAGGACUCCCAGGGCUCCGAGGUGAACAAGGUAUUCCAGGAUUGGCUGGUAAUAUUGGUUCACCUGGUUACCCUGGCAGGCAGGGUUUAGCUGGACCAGAAGGUAAUCCAGGUUCUAAAGGUGUAAGAGGUUUCAUUGGCUCUCCUGGAGAAGUGGGACAAUUGGGACCCGAAGGAGAAAGAGGCAUUCCUGGGAUACGUGGAAAGAAGGGUCUUAAGGGAAGACCGGGUUUUCCAGGUGACCUUGGAGACAGAGGCCUGGCUGGUCCUGAUGGCAGUCCUGGACUUGUAGGUAGCAUUGGCCCACCAGGAUUUCCGGGGCUUAGAGGCAGUGUUGGCCCAGUUGGACCGAUUGGACCUUCUGGAAUUCCUGGCCGAAUGGGUCUUUCAGGGAAUAAAGGGCUACCUGGACUCAAAGGUGAUAAGGGUGAACAAGGCAUUGCAGGAGAGCCAGGAGAACCAGGGUAUCCUGGAGACAAGGGAACUAUUGGUUUGCCAGGACCACCAGGGAUGAGAGGAAAGCCAGGACCUUCAGGCCAAACAGGUGACCCAGGACCCCAGGGAUCAACUGGCCCUUCAGGACCAGAGGGUUUUCCAGGAGAUAUUGGAAUACCUGGACAAAACGGCCCUGAAGGACCAAAGGGACUUCUUGGAAGUAGAGGACCUCCUGGCUCCUGUCUCAAAGGAACUCAGGGAGAAGAAGGACGUGGACCCUUUGGAGAACUGGGGCCAAUAGGAAAACCUGGUCGAAAGGGAUAUGCAGGUGUACCAGGACCAGAAGGUGUAAAGGGAGAAGUAGGAGAUCAAGGAAACAUUGGAAAAAUCGGUGAAACAGGACCUGUUGGUUUACCUGGAGAAGUUGGGAUACCUGGGAGCACUGGUGAAAAGGGAGACCGUGGAAGUCCAGGCCCACUUGGUCCCCAGGGGGGAAAAGGUGUUAUGGGAUAUCAAGGUCCUCCUGGGGUUCCAGGACCCAUGGGUCCACUGGGGUUACCUGGUCGUGUGGGGGCAAGAGGACCACCUGGAAGUCAAGGUCCUAAAGGACAAAGAGGUCCAAGAGGACAAGAUGGUCUCUCAGGGGAACAAGGGAUACAAGGUACAAAGGGUGAAAAAGGAGAUCAAGGAAAAAGAGGACCUCAUGGUCUUACUGGUAAGGCUGGAAACUCUGGAGAGAGAGGAGCUCAAGGGAAACCAGGUUUACAAGGAUCCACUGGAAGCCCAGGAGACAGGGGACUUGCAGGAGAACCAGGACCACGAGGACUGCAAGGUGAUGCUGGACCUCCUGGAGAAAUGGGUGCUGAGGGACCCCCAGGCAUUGAGGGAGAAGCUGGUCUGCAAGGGGAGCCAGGUGCCAAGGGAGAUGUUGGACCUGCAGGCAGUGUUGGAGUGGCUGGGGAACCAGGGUUACGGGGUGAACCAGGAGCUCCUGGAGAAGAAGGUCUCCAAGGAAAAGAUGGAUUAAAGGGGACCCCAGGAGGAAAGGGCCUUGCCGGAGAGGAUGGAGAAAAAGGAGAUGUAGGAUUACGAGGAACUACGGGGCCUUUGGGUGGACCAGGUCAAAUGGGUCCUCCGGGAUCUGAAGGAAUUGUGGGAAUUCCAGGACAAAGAGGUCGACCAGGAAAAAAGGGUGAAAAGGGACAAAUGGGACCCACAGGAGAAAUUGGAAGCAGAGGUACCCCUGGACAAGUUGGGGAAAGUGGUCCUAAGGGUGCCAGAGGAACAAGAGGUUCUGUGGGACAUUCAGGACUGAUGGGACCUGAUGGAGAACCAGGAAUUCCAGGAUUUUUGGGCCAUCAAGGUCAACCAGGACAUUCUGGAUUGCCAGGACCUAAAGGAGAAAAGGGUUAUCCAGGAGAGGAUAACACAGUCCUAGGACCACCUGGGCCUCGAGGUGAACCAGGUCCAAUAGGGGAACAAGGAGAAAGAGGAGAGCCAGGAGAAGAAGGGUAUAAGGGUCAUGUAGGUAUACCAGGGCUAAGAGGUACCACUGGACAACAAGGGCCCCCCGGCAAACCAGGUGACCAGGGUGAACAAGGACUAAAAGGAGAGAGAGGAUCUGAAGGUCCUAAGGGGAAGAAAGGAGUACCUGGUCCCUCUGGAAAACCUGGGAUUCCUGGACUUCCAGGCCUACCUGGGCCAAAAGGCAUGCAGGGAUACCAUGGAGCAGACGGCAUUUCAGGAAACCCUGGAAGAGUUGGGCUACCAGGAAAACAGGGACUUCCUGGCAUCAGAGGCAGCCCAGGAAGAACAGGACUGGCUGGUUCUCCAGGUCCUCGAGGAGCUAGAGGCUUAUCAGGCCUGCCAGGAAGCCCAGGAUUUCUAGGCCCAAAGGGUGAACAAGGGCUACCUGGUGAACCUGGGAUGCAAGGUAAAAGAGGUCACCAAGGAGCACAAGGUGAUCAAGGACCAUGUGGAGAGCCUGGCCUGAAAGGGCAGCCUGGAGAACAUGGUGCUCAAGGUUUGACAGGUUUUCAAGGAUUCCCAGGCCCUAAAGGUCCUGACGGAGAUGCUGGCAUGGUUGGAGUAUCAGGUCCUAAAGGUCCUACUGGACAGCGAGGAAAUACUGGCCCCCUUGGCAGAGAAGGUAUACUAGGCCCAACAGGUGGAAUUGGACCCAGAGGUGAAAAGGGCAUUAGAGGUGAAACUGGUGUUCAAGGACCAAGAGGUCAACCAGGACCCCCAGGUCCACCUGGAGCACCUGGCCCAAGAAAACAUAUGGAUAUCAAUGCUGCUAUUCAAGCUUUGAUUGAAUCAAAUACUGCCUUACAAACGGAGAGCUACCAGAAUACUGAAGUGACUUUACUCGACCACAGUGCAGAGAUAUUCAAAACUCUGAAUUACCUUAGCAAUUUACUGCACAGUAUCAAGAAUCCUCUUGGCACACGAGAUAACCCAGCACGAAUCUGCAAAGAUUUGCUUAACUGUGAACACAAAGUAUCAGAUGGAAAAUACUGGAUUGAUCCAAAUCUCGGAUGCUCUUCAGAUGCCAUUGAGGUUUUCUGCAAUUUCAGUGCUGGUGGCCAGACAUGUUUACCUCCUGUUUCUGUGACAAAAUUGGAGUUUGGAGUUGGAAAAGUCCAGAUGAACUUCCUUCAUUUACUGAGCUCAGAAGCUACCCAUAUCAUCACCAUUCACUGUCUAAACACUCCAUUGUGGACAAGUGGACAGACAAGUGGCCCAGGACUGCCUGUUGGUUUCAGAGCAUGGAAUGGACAGAUUUUUGAAGAAAACACUCCGCUUGAACCUAAAGUGCUUUCAAAUGACUGCAAGAUUCAGGAUGGCAGUUGGCAUAAAGCAAAAUUCCUUUUUCAAACCCAGGACCCUGCUCAACUUCCAGUGAUUGAAGUACAAAAACUUCCUUAUCUCAAAACUGGACAGAAGUACUACAUUGAAAGCAGUUCUGUAUGCUUUCUCUAAAGUCUCUAAAUUAGUUCAGAAUUCAUGCUGUUGGCCAGGUAAUUGCUGCAGAGGCAAAACUAUAGAUAGAAAGGUACUAUCAAUAUGAAAUGCAUGGAAUAAAGCAUUGGCUAAAUCAUAAAGAAACUCAGGAAGAAAAGACUUCCUCCUAAGAAGGAGAAAAAGCAUUUCUUAAAGAACUAUAAUUGACAAAGUAUUUAAUUCUUUUAAAAAUAAUAUUGAUCUGAGCUUUCUUAGAGAAUUCCUGAGAAUUGAAAAUUUAUGAAUAUGGAAUUCUUCAGGGUAUCCUAUAUUUUUGACUGUCUGAUAGCGAGGUAUCCAUUAGACAGCUGGAGAUGCAGAGUACUAUGGAGCAAUACUGGCUAAUGCUCCCAAAUGUGCUGUGCUUCUGUCUAAAAAUUAUAAGCCACAGUCUAUUAUGUCUUAUUUUCCCAAACACUAAGCUGUAUUCAGGUCCCUAAUGGACAUAUACAUCUUAGCCGGUGGUACACUACCUCUUAUGUGUUGCCUUUUUGUGUUGCUUGGUGCUCUUUCUAAAACAAGGUGCUUAUGGCUUUUGUAGAGUAUUCUGUUUCUUUUUUCGUCUUGUCAUUCUUUAAGAGUGUAUGUACUGGUUACAUCAAGAUAUGUCUUGGUUGUUCAUACUUAUUUUAAUUUGUUUGGUCACAUACGUAAUACCAAGUAAAGUAUUAUUUAUGUGAAGUCCUUGUUCUGUUUUAGAAUUCUCUUUGUGGAUAUGGAAUCAAAGCCAGCACAAUGUAUCCUGUGCUUAUACACAAGAGAAUUGGGAGGUUUAUUUUAUUUUCAUUUUUUUGUUUAAAUUGUUGUAAAAAAUAGUAAAGGCCAGCUACAUCCAGUAGUAGGUUUGGGUUAGAGUUUGGGGAUUGUGAUGUACUAUUUUUUAAAAACCAUGAUCAUCUGGAAUGAUGCUUUUGUAUAUAUAUUUUGUAAAGUUUUAAUUCAGCAAAUCUUUUGAUAUUGCUGCUUCCUUAAAUUAUAAAAACUUUAUAUUUCUGCUUUGUCAUAUUCAUUGAUUUCUCUUUCACUGUUCUUAAAUUUAAUGUGUUGGGACCGAAAGGCAUUUAACCUACCAGUCUUUGAAGCAACAUCCAGGAAAAAAACAUCUUUUGCCAUUUAAAAUAGGCCCAGCCAGUUCAGUCUUUCCUUGUUGUCAGAAAAAUGUUAGUUCACUAUUAAAAGAAAAAUAUUAUACCUCUUGGUAUAAAGAAAAGUUUGUUCAUCCAUUAUAAACAUACCUUUAACUACAGCAAA